UCUUGUUUGCAACAGGUCCCCCCCCCAAAGAUGAGAUUUUGCCAUUCCUGGUCAGAAUCUAUGAAGCAAGGUUGAGAUGUCGGAAGGUCCCUCCAGGAUCACAGGUCCCAUUCCUCCAGAUCCUACCCUAUGUCCGGAUUAUUACAGGCGCCCACUGUCAGCACGAGGAAGGCUAGAAGGGAACGCUCUGAAAUUGGAUUUGCUUCCUGGCCCCAUCCCCCCAGAGUUCAGCCUCUACCCUGGGUGCUACAGUGCUCGCUGUCCGCAGCCUCCUCCACGAAUUAAGCCCAACGCCAGGGACAUCUUGGAGAAGGGGCAAAACGGCACCGUAGGAGUUCUCCUGAAGCUAGAUGAGCUCUCCUUCUUUGAGGAACUGAGGCCCAAACGCAGGGAUCACAAAGACCACGAGAAGGAGAAUCUGAGGCGAAUGAGAGAGAUCCAGAGGAAGUGCCGAGAGAAAGAACAAGCCCGGCAGCUGAGUCAACCCAAGCCCGUGAAAGCCCUGUGGAAGUCCCAGAAGUAUGAAAACGUGGAAUCCAAAGUCAAAGCAAAAUUGCAGGAGAGUCCCAGCCCCCCACAUCCCGACGCUCAAAACUACUUGAGAGCAUAGUCUCGCUGUGGCACAGGAAUCCGUCCACGUCGGUCGCCCUCUCCGAACCCUUUCCGGUCGGGUGAAAUGGAUACAGGAGCUGCCCCAGCUCAGAACGGGAAUGGCAAGGUCCCAGAGAAUAGCAGUAACGUGGAUUUUGUCAGUCACAAUGCCCAAAAUGCGAAACGUGCCUCGUUACAACGCUCACGCUCCCUGCAGUCAAUCAACAAAGUCCUGGAGCAGAAGCAAAAAGAUCUGGAAGAGUACAACACGAAGCAGAAAGGCCACGUGCCGCGCUACCUGAUUGAGCGGAAGGACCACUGGCGCAAAGAAGCUGAGGAACGCCUGCGUAACACACCUGAUCCUGACACCCCACCUGGGCACGCCAUGAUGCCGGAGAACCAGCGCCUGGAAACCCUCAAGAAUCUCAAAGAGACCCAAGAGAAACUCUUGAAGGAGCUCCUGUUGCUUCCGGUGAGAAUCGAUACUUUGAGUGUUCAAACCCGUCGAGUUUCUUUAGAGAAGAAGCUGUCACAGAUUGAAGAGGCUCUCAAGAUCUUCUCCAGACCCAAAGUCUUCAUCAAGUUGGACUCCUAAGCACAGAGGCCACCUUGUCUUUGGCCUCUCCAGCCUUUUGCACUCAAGUCGCAGGUGACUUUGUUUCCUCACACAGUAGUUCCCGCAAUGUAGGUUUUGUCUUGUUGUGUUGUCCAUUCUCGCUGCAAGUCCUGUUUCUUUUCAGCACAAGGAAGCAAAUCUGUGUUUCUUGGUCAGGCACGGGAAACCCUGCAGGUAGUAACAGUCUGGACCUGGGAUGAUGAAAGCUGGGAUCCAAGAACUUUUGGUGGGCCGAGAAAGAGCCGUUUCCCAAAUAAACCUUCUUAAGAAUGUUUUAUUUUUCAGGCAAAAGAGGAAAGAUCGUUUUCUUAAAAGAGGAAAAAGUACACAUUCUCAGCAGCUUUGCAAGCUUGGAGGAGCAUGUGCAUUUUUAACUUAGAUGAUUGUACAGUUUAAAACAAAUAAAGCACAUUUUGUAAGCAA
Messenger RNA from Crotalus tigris (Tiger rattlesnake), 1630 nucleotides. It is a transcript of the gene ENKD1, whose product is annotated as enkurin domain containing 1. Gene Ontology annotation, cellular component: cytoplasmic microtubule. The transcript is spliced from 7 exons. The record is from RefSeq and is a predicted model, not a curated record. Lineage: Eukaryota; Metazoa; Chordata; Lepidosauria; Squamata; Viperidae.